CCAGAAGCAAUUCAGUGAUUGGCCAAUUAGGGAAGCCACCUGCUGCUCUUCAAGGACAAAGCAAGCAGAGAAAGUAAGAGGGGGGUAUUGGGCACGCGCAGUUCCAAGCCUCGCUCAAUUUCCCAAGAAGCUGCCCACAACUGAGUGAGUAGACAGGACCAGCCACAGCAGGAAUGGCCCACGUAGGCAUGGAUACAGCGUCUGGUGUAAGCUGCACAACCCACUAUCUCUAACAGGAAGGAUUUAGUUCCUUGGAUGUGAGGCACCUUACUUCGAUUGACUUCAGGUCACUGAGCUGGGAAGGCAACAGCCUUGUUGAAAUGUUCUGAUAGACAGUAGUCUGUGGGGGCUGGACUCUGCCAUCUGACUCUGGUGCUAAGGCACAAAGGACUAAGCAAGUUUUCAGAGGCCAUCAUCAACAAGGCAGUGAAGCUAAAAGCUGGUCGGUCUUCCAGAGCUAAGGGAAGACCAGAGAGUCAGGCUUUCUGGAAGCAGUGUGUCCUCUCCCACAACCUUUGUUCAGGGCUCAAUGGAGCUUGCUGCAGGGCUGGCCGAUCUCCAAGCAGAGGCUCGCUGUUCUGUCGGUAAGGAAUACCUCAAGAACCCAGGGACCAUGGAGUGUGGCCAUAAAGUCUGUCUGUCCUGCACCAGUGUGUUCUGGAAGGAUCUAAAGGGUAGUUUCCCCUGCCCCUCUUGUCAUUUGAACUGUCCAGGAAGGAACUUUUUGAGUAAUCAGCCACCAGGUGAGUUCACUGAGGUUGCCAUCUUGCCCCCUGAAAGAACUAGCAGAAGUGGAAGGCAAGAAGGAGAGCGUCCAUGGGAAAAGCCACAACAGGUUUCCUGUCCACUGCGCAGCUUCCCCCUGAGUCACUUUGUUUGGCCCAUGGAAAAUGCUAUCGUCUGCCACAGGAAACAAAUUGACAGUUACAUUAAGCUGUGGAGGGAGAUGGUGGAGCCAAUCCAGAAAGCAAUUACCACACAAAGGAAAGGAUGGCUAGAACUGAGAAAAAGAACAGAAUGCAGAAGAGAAAGAGUGAGGUCUCAAUAUGAACAGAAUAGAUUGUUCCUCCAGGUUGAACGGGAGAAGAUUCUUGGUCAGUUACAAAGUGAAGAGAUGGAUGGGCUGGCCAAACUACACAAAAACCUAGCGAAAUUAUCAGAUCACGCCUCUUUGUUAAAGGGUCUGUUGAAAGAUCUAAAGAGCCAGUGUGGAAAGUCAGAACUGGCCUUGCUGGCAAGUGUUAAAGAUUGGUAUGAGAGAUACAAACAGUCAGGAUGGCCUGAGAUGGCCUUAGUAACGUUGAAAGGGUACGACUACAGGUUUCCUCUACAGUAUUCUGACUUAGACAGAAUUAUCAAGCGAUUUCAAGUUGACGUAAUUCUGGAUCCUGAAACAGCAAACUAUAAGCUUACAGUCUCAAAGGAUCAAAAAACUGUUAAAUAUGGGAGCUGGGAGAGGAUGCCCUAUAGCUCAAGAAAAUUUUGUUUUGACCCUGCUGUUCUGGGAUCUGAGGGAUAUAGUUCUGACAGACAAUACUGGGAGGUUGAUGUGGAACUCAAGAUGGAAUGGGUUCUAGGGGUCUGUAGGGAGCCUUUUCCCAGGAGCAGGUAUGCAGAACGGUUCUCCGAUGAACAGUUCUCAGUGCAGGAUGGAUUAUGGGGAGUUGGGCUAGACAAUUCGCAAACUUAUGUUGCAUUGGGUGGUAAGAAAAACCAUCUUCUUCCCAAAGUAUCACCUACUAGGAUUGGGAUUUUUUUAGAUUCUGAAAUGUAUGAGGUUUCGUUUUACAAUUUGAGGGAUAAGUCCCUGCUGUACAGGUUUAGCGACUUACCUCGGGGCACAUUUUGGCCUUACUUCUACACUGGAUAUGACUCCGAGCCUCUGAAGAUCUGCACAGUUGAAGAUCUUGAGUGACAACAAGACAGAACAGCUGGUGGACAGGGCAGAAGGUGGCUGGCGUGGGCGGUGGAUAGGAUAAUGGGGAUUUUUGAUUUGCUUUUUCUUUGUUUUGCUUUCCUUGUUUUUCAGUUUUCACUAUAACAAUCGCAACAGCUAUUUUGUUUUUAAUCUGUGUCAGGAGUAGCCUGUUUGAUGAAACAACGUCCAAUAAUGACAGACACAUCCUUAGAAAUAAAAAUAAGACCUUA
This is a messenger RNA of Mus caroli (Ryukyu mouse), 2148 nucleotides long. RefSeq names its product tripartite motif-containing protein 60-like. NCBI's taxonomy places the organism in Eukaryota, Metazoa, Chordata, Mammalia, Rodentia, Muridae. The record is from RefSeq and is a predicted model, not a curated record. Gene Ontology annotation, molecular function: protein binding.